UCCGAGCUUGACUCACGGCACACCGGGACACUCUCCUCUAUCCUCUUCGUCGUCGUCGUCGUUUUAGACCAUUAUUUUUUCCCUCAAUUAUUAUUAUUAUUUUCGCAACACAACGCGUAUAGUAUUCGUGUAGAGAAAAAAAAAAAAAACAUUUAAAAAACCUUACCGUUUGAUUAAUAUUUUCGUUUAAAACCCCCGUCGCCUUCGCCCCCCCCCCAACCGUACGCGAAACAGUCGCCGUUCGGAAAUUCCCCUCGAGUUCCCCCGUUUUUUCUCUUUAUGAUUUUUUUUCGCGUUCUCCGAUCAUAACCUUCCGCGUUACUUCGUACUAACUCGAAUUGCCAAUAUUAUCGCAUAAUAUUCACUGACGUUGCCCCGAAGGGCGAAAGACCUUUGAAAACGAGCCCCCCCGAAUAAAGUCCCGGUCGGUAACCGUGUCGCGCACGCGAUAGUAGGGUCUCCCUGAUCACCACCGGCCGAGAGAAGAAGACACACACACAGGCCACAUACGGGCGAAGACCACUACCGCUGCCGCCACCGUGUCCGAUCCGGGAUCCAAAAUGGGCUGCUUGUUGUCGGUGUACAAGAAAGUAGUUAGAUCGAAAUCGUCCGCUUCAGACCGAAACACCGCUCGGUCUGUGACGGACAAUGAAUCGUCCGAACAAGGAUCCAACGACCAACGGACCAUCCCUUCGGGCAGCGUCGAUUCCGAUGCGGACGGACUGUCCAUACGCUACGUCGAGGCCACCGCGGUGCGGACUUUGGCGGCGAACACGGGCUCCGUGGCAAUACUGGGCAUGACGGCCAACGUCAGAACACCGAACGAUUCGCCUUCUCGCGUCCGCCCGUCCACGUCCACUUACCUGCCGGAAGUGCGCUACGUCGAGGCGACCGCUUGCAGGACUUUGGCGGCCGAAACCGGAUCGAUAGCCAUACUGGGCACUACCGCGGACCCGAAGGCGACGAGGAACGAAGACGCGGGCUCGGUGCAUCUGGUGGAAGCCACGGCCGUGAGACAAUUGGCCGCGGAGACCGGGACCAUCGCGAUUCUGGCAUCCACGGCCGCGGGUGUCAACCGGCCGAUCGGCAGCGAGGUUACCGGCGACGUCAUACCGGUCGGGGUGAGCGAGGCGUUGGACUCCCACGGGAACCCGCCCGAAUCGGAAUGCCGUCAAUCGAACCCGGGCGGCGGCGACGAGCCAAUGAUACCCGAGACCGUCGCGCAAGCCAUGGAACAGGAACCUGCCAGAGAACCUUUGACGAAGUCGGCCGAAGAGCUGAUCAAAAGCCAGUUGGAUUUGGGUCUGACGCCGAUACCUCCCUUUCAGAAAUGUAAGAACUUCAACAAGAACAACCGCGCAAUGACGGUGGAUUGCACGAGGGACCCGCCGCCGCACGAAGUGAGCCAAUCGGGUAUGAGGAAAUGGGUGACCGAAGAUCUGGAAGACAUAGCAGAGUCUGACAAUAGCCUUAGACCACCGUCAGCUGGAAACGUGCCUACGAAACGGCUGUCGGAAGGUACGGUACGGCCGUUGCCCAAAGCCCCCAGGUCGUCGAUCCCGAACGACCUGCAAUCAGAAGCGUCGACCAGCCGUGCCGGACAGCCCGCAUUGCAAAAACAGGGAUCCAACGAUUCCGUCCGGAAAUACAUGCAAGUGUUGGAAACGCAAAAGUCCAAAGAUUUGUGCAACGGCGAAACGGACGACAGUGACGACGAUCGUAUGAUCGAAUGUUUCAACGUGAUCUCGAGGAAGGGGUCCAAAGACGGCAGCAAGAAAAACUCCAUACCUAACGAGAAAACGGAGAACAAACCAAAAUCCAAGGAUUUAGGAUUCAUCACUCCGAUUUUCGGUAGGAAAAAGUCAAAGACCGACUCUGUCGAACAGUCGUGUGCCGCUGAGGUCGCCACACCACCUAACGGCGUGGUGACCUUUUUAAACAAAAGGAGCUUUUCAUGGACCAAAUCUAGAGAGAAAAAUUCAACCGAAUCCGUAUCCGAAACCAAAACGUUGAUAUCGCAACUGUCCCGGGACUCGUCGAGUAAGGACUCCGAAACCCGUCGGUCGAGCGCAGAUGAUUUUUCGCACCCGUUCGAACCGGAUAAUGUAGCCGUUGCCAUUUCGGCUGCCCUAGCGAUGAAUCACGCCCGGAGCGAAGGGAGCGACGAUGCGUCGACUUCAAGGAGAGCCAAGACGUUGCAGAGACAAUCCAACCGACUUACCGAGCAUCGGCGGAGCAGCAAUGAUUCCGUCACCGGCGUCAGCGAAGGCGCUUCGACCAGUGCUCCGAAACCGUACAGAAACCAGCGAAGUGUUUUAGUGGAACCGUUCUGGAGGGUGCCCAUACCUCAAUUCGCCAAAUGUCCACCUGCCAAAUCCAAAAGUUUGCCUUGUUCGGAAAACGUGACGAAAAAAGAGGAGGCCCACGUGCAGCGGGGAGCUUCCUUGCCUGCCGAACAAGACGAUUUGAAAGCAGAAUUAAUUUUGACAGUGGUCGAGGAACGCCAAGAAAAAGCAUCUCCCAUUGAAGACGUUACAGUCGGGCCAAACUUGAUCGAAACGGUCAACGACGGAAGAGACGCUAUCGUUGACGAAGCAAACGCGAUCGUCGACCAAGGAAACGCGGUCGUCGACAAAGGAAACGCGAUCAUCGACGAAGGUGACGAUAUCGUCAACAAAGGAAACGCGCUGGUCGACAAAGGAAACGCGAUCGUCGACAAAGGGGAAGCGAUCGUCGAUAAAGGAAACGCGAUCGUCGACGAAGGAAACGCGAUUGUCGACGAAGGAAACGCGAUUGUAGACGAAGGAAACGCGAUCGUCGGCGAAGGAAACGUGAUCGUCGACAAAGGAAACGCGAUCGUUGACAAAGGAGAAGCGAUCGUCGACAAAGGGAACGCGAUCGCCGACGAGGACGUGGCCGCUCAGUGCCUAGAGGAAUACAAGUUGACCCUGAUCAACAGCGUCAAGGAUGCCGUCAAUCUGUUGUGCGAUCAAGCGGUCGAGAAGACUGUGGCCAUUGUCAAUGCCCAACGCGAACGUCAAUUGGCCGAACAGCUGGCAAGCGCUAGAAACUCCAUUGUCGCUGACAUGUCCGACUUAACCGACAUCAACAGCAGCGAGUUCUCUCUGCCUCCGCCGCCAACAACACAGUCGGAAUCGGUCGCCCAAGGAGCUGAUUCUACUUGGCCACCUCCGCCACCUCUGUCAGAAGCGGACGAGGAAAAAACUAUUGGAAACGAACUGUCGUUUGACUUGCCAGACCCACCGACCGAAAUGGAUCGCCUGGACUCGGACGACGAAAAGCCAAUUACCGGUGCCGAACAAGCAGGCGAGCACGGUGAACCGACGGCUGACAUGAAGUCGACGAAAACACCCGUGGCCACAGCCGACGGCGGCAACGGUGGCGGCAGCGCGGACGAGCGGGCGGCCACCACCAUCCAGGCCGUGUACCGCGGGUUCCGGGCCCGCAAGUACGCGGAGACGGUGAACGCGGCCGCGGCCAAAAUCCAGGCCGGGUUCCGCGGAUACCGCGUCCGGCAGUCGCUGAAGAACGGCGCCCCGGCGUCGACGGCCACGACCACGGAGAACAGCCUGUGCUGGUCCGACGACGAGCAGCAAAAGUCCGUGGUGUCCGGCGUGGUCGCCGCGGACGACGUCGUCGGCCCGGCCGCCGUGCGUCACCGCACAGACGACGAGGCUCGUACGGACGCGGCCAUCAAAAUACAAGCGCGCGUCCGCGGGUACGUGACGCGCAAGAGGUUGAGCAAGGAGAAGAACGAGAGGGACGGCGGCGACACGAAAAGAGAAGACGGCACGGAUAAUUAGUUAUCAAAACAAUUAUAUUCGUUUUUCAUUACUUUUUCAAAAUAACUAUAAUGUUUGUCUGUUUUUCCAAACAGUUAAAUUUAUUAGUAAUAUUAUAAUAUAUCUAGUUGCAUUGAUUUACCAUACCAUUAUACUAUUCGUGUGUGUUUUUUUGUAGUACUUAAUAGGUAUUGAUAGAGCAAUACGUUUGAUAUAAUAAAUAAUUUAAUUUAAAUUAAAUGCA
Messenger RNA from Adelges cooleyi (spruce gall adelgid), 4047 nucleotides. RefSeq lists its product as uncharacterized. Lineage: Eukaryota; Metazoa; Arthropoda; Insecta; Hemiptera; Adelgidae. The record is from RefSeq and is a predicted model, not a curated record. Gene Ontology annotation, cellular component: spindle pole. Gene Ontology annotation, biological process: mitotic cell cycle; spindle organization; establishment of meiotic spindle localization. The transcript has 5 exons. The coding region runs from base 561 to 3824 and encodes 1087 amino acids. Gene Ontology annotation, molecular function: protein binding.